AUGGCUGCAUCAGUUGCUAUGCAAUUGCUCCUGGCAAGUCCUCUGACUACUAGCCUUACUAACAGAAAUAGGGUAAUCCAGUUUUUUCCCGUAAGACAUGUGCCUCGUUUGAAAAGGAACGCCAAUGUAUGCAUCUGCUGCUCUGCAGAGGAAUAUGUGGAGGAGUAUUUAGCGAGUAGAAAAUCUUUUGAUGUGCUAUCUAGGGGAGAAGUAGCGGAGAGGAUCAACGGGAGGUUGGCGAUGAUUGGCUUUGUUGCAGCCAUGGCAGUCGAGUUAUCCAAGGGCCAGGAUCUGUUCACUCAGAUAUCUGAUGGUGGGAUUCCAUGGUUACUGGGAACCAGCAUUGUGAUAGCAGUAGCAUCUUCGAUCCCAUUGUUAAAAGGGGUGACAGUUGAGUCGAGUUCUGUGGGGAUUUUAACCUCAGAUGCUGAGCUGUGGAAUGGGAGAUUUGCCAUGUCGGGUUUUCUUGCUUUGGCAUUCGCUGAAUAUCUCAAGGGCGGAACCCUUUUCUAA
Messenger RNA from Durio zibethinus, 513 nucleotides. Its product is annotated as early light-induced protein 1, chloroplastic-like. Lineage: Eukaryota; Viridiplantae; Streptophyta; Magnoliopsida; Malvales; Malvaceae. The record is from RefSeq and is a predicted model, not a curated record.